AUGGGCUGCCAAAGGAAAGUCUCCCCAUCCACCCAAACAUCGAAUACCUUCUCUUCCCGCCACUUCAUGCCCCAUUCCACAUGUUCCGAGCGCGAAGCCACCAACAGUGGGAUGAAUUACAUACAUCUUACCACGACGCUUGUUGAAUCCUUCAACGCUCUCGCCGAUGAGGUCCAGAUCCUGACCGAUAGGAAAACGAUCCUGGAGCACAAGCUCAGAUUCGCCCACGAGCAGUAUUUGGCCGACAAACAUGCCCCUGCUGCCCCCGAAAUCUCCGAAGUACUGGCAAAGUUACAGCUGCCGCCCGAACUCGCGAAUCCAUCGCUAGAAGACGCCAACCCCGUACCGCUACCGAAGCGCAACAAGCUGGAUACCCGAAAUCAGAUUGCUCUCAUCAUCCGAGACGGACGGCGCGUUGCCCAGCAGCUUACGUCGAUCGGCGAAACGAGCAAGACGAGCGACUCUAGUAGAGAGACUUCUUCUCGUGAGGCCCAGACCGGAACUUCCAUGUCUACCGUGCUUGAGCAAGACUUCACGAUCGAGGGGAAGAAGGGGCCUUUGGAAUGUCCUUUCUCUUCUCAGAAGGCGGACAGCGCGGGCGAGGGCGAUGGUGAAGUGCACAGCGCCGAGAAGGGCUCCCAGGACCCUACUCCGCACCACUCUACGGACCCCAUCUGUGCCGCCAUGUUCGAGGAAUCAACAUCUCAACCGGCUCCCGGCGCUGCCGAUUCCCCCGCCAAAUGUCCGAUUCGCUACCUGGACCAGCACUCCCCAGAAGAGAUCGCACACUACGUCGAGACGCAUAAGCACGAAUUGCCUCGCAGUCACGAGGUCUGUGUGAGAAGAUACCAGAAGAAUGAGGUGCAAAUCAAGAAGCUGGACGCAAAAUACGGCAAUUUGGUAAACAUGAUUCAGGGGCUUAGUGCGCUACAUCAGCCCAUGUUGCCGGAGUCACAGCAGGAGCAGGAAGAGAUCGAACGUGCCUCGAAUGAGAGGGUUCACAAUUGGGCAAAGGCUGUCACGGAUACGUCAGCAGACGAUGCCGACCAGUCCCAGCCUGAGCCUGAGGAUGCAGAUGAGGCUCGGCAGAGCCAUUUUGACAGAACGCUUAAGGAGGUUCGAGUCGGCGAGUCUCCUAGCCGUCCGUGGGGCAUAUCGGUUCCCAUCUACGAGCCUCAUGGUAUGGGCGAUGAAGAACGACCUCUUUCGCCUCCUCCAGCACCCGUCUUCAUGCCAUCUGGUUCUGAAGGCGAGGAAACACCAGCGCCAAAGACUGGCAAGUGUCCCUUCGAUCAUACGAAGAUGGCAGCGAUGGCAGCCGCUCGCGAAGAGGCUCAACCUGUCUCUCCUACACCAGCGCCCAAGCUCAUGUCAAACGAUAUAGGCGAGGAUGCAUCGCCGCCAAAGCCUGCUGGAAAAUGCCCCUUCGAUCACGCUCAACUUGCUGCAAUGGGCUUCGCGUCGCCUGCGCCAGACACUGGCGAUCAAACCUAUGUCCACCCCGAACCGGAUCCUCAACCUAUCGAACUGCCAUCGACGCCUGUGAAGCCGCAGCCAUCGCAAAGCAUGCCCCCUCAACAACCGACCUUCAUCAACCCCCCGCUCGACGCGAACAAGCAGUUCACACCGAACGGCAUGCCACAAAUGGUUUUCACCGGUCCAGUCUUCAUCGGAUAUCCCAUUGAGCAGGCAAUCCAAUUCAUGCAACACUUCCAGGGGAGGCAGUAG
Messenger RNA from Colletotrichum phormii, 1728 nucleotides. RefSeq lists its product as uncharacterized. The transcript is spliced from 2 exons. NCBI's taxonomy places the organism in Eukaryota, Fungi, Ascomycota, Sordariomycetes, Glomerellales, Glomerellaceae. Bases 1 to 1728 code for a protein of 575 amino acids. The record is from RefSeq and is a predicted model, not a curated record.